AUCACGAUGAAUGGACCUAGUGUACCUAUAAUUACAUUAGCUGGGGUACAAAGUUUAACUGACCUUCUGUUGGAGUUGCCUCUUCCAACACCACGGCCAGGUGUAACUGGACAGCAGAGUCUUCUGUCACAUUUAAGUGAUCCAGAAGAGGCUAGAAGACUAUUAAACACCCAGGAAUCAUCACUUACUCCAUCACUCACUAAUGCCCUUGCCCAUACAUCUACUGGCCAUAUUGAGGUAAAAGAUGGCUACUAUGGCGGUGGUGCUCUCAGUGGGCAAGUUUCCCAGCUUAUGCAGUACUUACUUAGUACCAACCCUAGCCUUUUCAAAGGCUCACUCCAAGGACAGAAUAGAAGUGCUGAUCAUCCUCCUGUUCAACCUUCUAAUAGUGCAGUACACUCACAAUCACAUGCUUUUAGUGCUAGUGCAUCUUCACCUUGUCAACCCCAUCCUGCUCAAGACAGCAGUCCACAUUAUUUUCCACUCGAGCACCCACCAACACCGCAAGGUGCAAGAAUUGUUCAAAACAGAACACUAAAUGCAGUACCACCUGUAGCAUACUCUCCUUAUGCAGAUCCUGUGGUAUCAUCUGGCCAGCAUCAAAUCACUCCUCUUCAUCAUAAUGUCAUGAACCAAGGAACGGCUGAUUCCUUAUCCUCCGAUUUACAGGAAAUAUUUCAAUCCUCCCUUCUUAAUCAAACAUCACCAGCAGGACAUCCAUUUAUGAAUGGAAAUUGUGUCGAUGAAGUUAAUCUCUCUGCAAUUAAUGCAGAACAAAGUAAUAGGACAGAAAGUCAAAUGCUUAAUACAGCACAAGUGAUAGGAGGCUUAACACCAAAUUGUUCUGUCCUUUUAUCACCUCUUAACAAGCCAAAUGAUACAGCCUUAUCAUCCUCAUCUACAGUUGCGCAGCACAUUAACUCAUCAAAUGUUACAACUGAACCGUCUGCUUCUCCAAUGCAACAGUGGCAAAAUGCUCCAAGUAAUUCAAAUGAUGCAUCUCAAUCAGAUUCCUUGUCUAAAGCCUCUGUUAUGAACAAUGGCGUGAGCACAUCUGUAGUUGGAAACGAUAUUCGGCCAUCAUCUUUGUCUGAACCAGUUAAUGAUAACCAAAUGGUGAAUCAUGUGGAAUCAAUUGAAGCAAAUGGAAAAGCUUUUCUACCUAGUAAAGGAAAGGUAAAUGCUGAACCUCUUGUAGUUCUGUCUAAAGUUAAUGUUGAAGAAACGAAAGGAAAGGGCAAGAAUGCUUCUUCAUCUUCAAAAUCAAAUGACAAACAAAAAGCUCCAAAUGAUCCUGAAAUUGCUUCGCUAAAGGUGAAUAAUCAAGAAUCCAAAGGAAAAGGAAAAAAUCCCUCCCCACCUGCAAUUUCAAAUGACAAAAUUGCUGCUGGACCUUUGGUUAUGCUAUCAAAAUUGAGUGUUGAAGAUCAACUACUGGCAGAAAAAAGUGUUAAGCAAUUUAUCAAAAAGAAGAAACUUUCAGGUCCUGAACCAGUUCAAAAACCUUCACAAAGCAAAAGUUCUGAAUCUAAUAAUCAAAGAAGAAAAUCAACUUCAAAAGAACCUGAAAUAAGAAGCUCGCCUUCAAAGAGAGGCCGAAAUAGUGAACAACAAAUCUUUAGUAGCCGAAAAAAUUCAGAGGAUGUUAAAGAAAGGGGCACUAAGAGAAGUAGUAGUGUUUUAGAUGAGAAGGUUAAUCAUAAUGCAAGUACAUCAGGUGAGAGAGUAAAGCGAAGAAAAAAGCAAGUUGCCUAUAUUGAAUCUUCUGGAUCAGAAGAUGAAAAAGAUGACAAAAACGAUGAUGAUGAUGAUGAUUACAGAGAUGAAUCCCCAUCUAAAUCUCCUGUUGCUGCAACAUCUACUAAAGUAAAAAAGAUAAAAAAUAAAAGAGUUAAAAAAGAAGAGCCUAUGUCUAUUGAAGAUUUGAUGGAUUCUAAUACUUAUCAACACUUCUCAAGAAUUGUUGAUAAUAUUUUUGAUGCAAUGGCAGAUGUUGAUUUUACUACAGCAAUAGAUGAGGAUGCUGAAUGUGCAACAGAGGUCUUAAUACCUUUACCUCAGUUGCAGGAAUUAAGUAAUGAAGCUGCAAAACUGAAAAGGUUACAUGCAAUGAAUCAGUUCCCUCCUGAAAGAUUAGUGCGAUUGCUUGCAAUCUUAGAAAGAAACAUAAUUGAUGGGGCUAAAUUGCUUCCCGUACAAAGUAUGGAAGAUCAGGAUGAAGAGGAAGCACGUUUGUGGCUUGAAUUAACCAUGGAAAGAGUUAUGCGUAGUGCUGAUGCAUCAUUGACAGCUCUCUAUGUCAUGACCUCUAAAGAUAUGCCUGAAAAGGUGUUUCUGGAAGAUGUGAUUGAGAGAAUAGUAGUUUUCCUGAAAUUUCAACUACAAAAUACCGUUUUUCCAGUGUUUGAUCCUGCUUAUAGACUUGACCCCAAAUCAAAGGAUGGAUAUGCAGGUAAUAUCAAACAAAAAAGAGCUCAUGCUCAUAAAGUGAAAGAAAAAUCGACAUUGCAAUUGUACAACAAGUUACAUGAAUCUGUCAGACUUUUGUCUGAGUUAUUAGAGUUGCAAACUCUGACUGAUACCAUCAUUUUGCAAGUUUCAACCCUAGGAGUCAGUCCUUUCUUUGUUGAAGGUAUUAGUGAGUUGCAGUUAAAUUCUCUGCAUCUUGUAACUACAGUUUUCUCUCGAUAUGAUAAACACAGGCAACUCAUAUUAGAAGACAUAUUAGCAUCAAUAGCUAGGUUACCAACAAGCAAAAGAAGUCUUCGAAAUUAUCGUUUAAAUUCUGAAGAAAAUAUUCAGAUGCUUACAGCGUUGGUGUUGCAGUUGAUUCAUAGUGUUGUAAAAUUACCUGAACCUGAAUCUCCUCGAACAGAAGAUUCUCUUAGUGAGGAACGCCCAAAACUUCCUGAAACUAAGGAAAAAGUUUAUGUUGAUAAAGAUGUUCUUAUAACAAUGUCUUAUGAAGCAUCAGUGACAACAGCUGUCAAUUUCCUCUCUGUUUUCUUGAGAAAAUGUGGUACGAAAAAUGAAGAAAUGGAUUAUAGGCCGUUAUUUGAAAACUUUGUUCAAGAUUUAUUGAGUACAGUUAACAAACCAGAAUGGCCAGCAUCAGAACUGCUAUUGUCACUUCUUGGGAGAAUUCUUGUGAAAAAUUUCAGUAAUAAAUCAAUGGAAAUGACACUUCGAGUUGCUUCUCUAGAUUACUUAGGAGUUGUAGCUGCACGUUUGCGUAAAGAUGCUGUUAGUAGCCAAGAUCGUAAAGAUAUGAUUAAUGAUGUUAUUCAGCGCAUUGUUUCUGGUAGUGAGGAUGCUGAUAAAAGUCCUUCCAAGAACAAGAAGAAAAAUAAAAACAAACCUGUUAAACGAGAUGAGGCCCAAAUACUUCAAAAAGCUCUUCUUCAAUAUCUUGAUUCAAAUGCAGCAAAUGAUCCAGCUCUUCAGUUUUCUCGUAGAUUUUACAUUGCUCAGUGGUAUCGCGAUGCUGCAACUGAAAUCAAGAGAUCUGAUAAAUGCUUAAAUUUUUCGUCUAAAGACGAAAGUGAUAAAUCUGAACCAAGUACACCCAAAGGUAAAAGCAGACCUAGUCGAUCUGGUACUCCUGCAAGAAGAUCAUCCAAUGUUAUCCAAGAAGAGGAUGAAGAGGAAGAGAAAGAAAAAGAAGAAUCAAAGUUAGAAAAUGAUGAGGUCAAUGCUAAAGUUCUUGCACUUGCAGAAGAGAGAAAAAGAUUCUUGUUAACAGUUAUUAAAAGACAAGAACAACCAAAAAUUAACAUGAAAGAAGAGGAACAUAUUGAUUAUGAAACUGCAGAAUUAAUAUCUCAAUAUUUAGCAUCAACACGCCAUUUUUCUAAGAGUUUUGAUUUGUAUCUAUCUCAGAUUUUACGUGUACUUAGUGAAACAGCUGUGGCAGUUCGCACCAAGGCCAUGAAAUGUUUGACUCUUGUAGUCGAAGCUGAUCCGAGUAUUUUGUCUCGUACGGAUAUGCAGAAGGGUGUUCAUGGUAGACUGCUGGAUCAAUCAACGAGUGUUCGAGAAGCUGCGGUGGACUUGUUGGGCAAAUUCAUUUUAAUCCGUCCUGAGCUCAUAAACCAAUAUUAUGAAAUGCUUACUGAGCGAAUUUUAGAUACAGGUGUUAGUGUCAGAAAAAGAGUAAUCAAAAUUUUAAAGGAUAUUUGUCUUGAGCAGCCUGAUUUCCCAAAAACUUCAGAACUCUGUGUUAAAAUUAUUCGUCGUGUCAAUGAUGAAGAUGGUAUAAAGAAACUGGUAGGUGAAGUUUUCCAAAGUAUGUGGUUUACACCUACUUCAGAGAAAAAACCAGAACGUAUUCUCCAAAAAGUUAAAAACAUAACCCAUGUUGUUGAAGCUUGUAGAGAUACUGGAUUAGAAUGGUUUGAACAGCUACUUACAAAUCUGUUAAAAAACAAAGAAGAUGCUAAUUAUAAAUCUGUAGUUAAGUCUUGUAAACAGAUAGUAGAUUGUUUGGUUGAGAAUCUUUUGCAGUUAGAAGAGUCCUCUCAAAAUGUAGAUGGUGGAGCUAGUCCACAUCUUGUUGCUUGCUUAGCGACUCUGCAUUUGUUCAGCAAAAUACAACCUCAUUUUGUUGUUCCUCAUGCUACUACUAUUCAGCCAUAUCUCAGUAUGAAAUGCAAUACACAAUCUGAUUUUCUUCUGCUGAAAAAUGUUGCACAAACACUUGAAAUUAUUGUGCCGCUUAUAGAACAUCCCAGUGAGUCUUUUUUGGCUCAGAUAGAAGAAGAUAUGGUGAAAUUAAUUCUUCGUCAACACAUGGGAUUGCUUCCCAGCUGUGUUGCUUGUCUUGGAGCUGUUGUAAAUAAAGUUACACAUAAUUAUCAGCUUGUCAGAGAUUGUUUCCAAAAAUUCUUCGUUGUUUUGUUAGUGUGCAAGAAAGAAGAUGAGAAGAAUCCGGACAAUGAAAAUCUUAAAGCUAAACGCCCUAAAUUACUGCGAUCAUUGUUUACUGUGGGAUUGUUUUGUCGCCAUUUUGAUUUUGAAACUAUGGAUACUGGUAUAGAUCAAAAUGGGCAAAUUUCUUUAAAAGACAGAGUUUUCCAGUGUAUUAUCUAUUUUAAUCAGCAUCAUGAUGAAGUUAUCCGACUGAAAGCUCUGACAGGGCUUGGUUUUAUAAUGAUUCGGCAUUAUGACUUCAUGCUCGGUCCAGAUGUUAAAUCACUGUACCAUUAUAUUUUAACAUCUCCUGCUGCAUCUUCUGUUUUAAAAUGUCAAAUUUUGAAAAAUAUCACAAAUUACCUUGUUGAAGAGGAAUUGAGGAUGAUUCAGAAAGAUGCUGAAUGGAAUAAACUAUCAAAGACUGAAGAUUUAAAAGAAAUGAAUGAUGUGACAUCUGGAAUGGCUAGUACUAUCGUGCAGAUAUACUUAAAACAAAUUCUUGAAUGUGUUCUUAAUACAGAAUUAGCUGUACGCAAAGCAACCCUUCAGGUCAUUCAACUUAUUCUCGGACAGGGGUUAGUACACCCUGUUCAGAUGGUACCAUACUUAAUAUGUUUAGGUUCUGACGAUGAUCCUGUAGUUAGAACCAAAGCUGAUCAGAUGGUACAAGAGAUAGAGAAAAAAUACCCUGGCUUUAUUCAAAUGAAAGCAAUGUUUGGUGUGAGAAUGUCAUUUAAAAUGCAACAGUUAAUACAUAAAGAUACUGAUAUCCUUCGAGGCUUUCGCUCACCAGAAGCACCUGUUGCUCGAAAUGGUUUCUUGUACACUGUUAUGAGAUCUACUCGGCAAAGUCGAAGAGCAUUUCUUUUCUCAUUGUUAAAACUCUUUGAUGAACAGGCAAGAACACCUUUAACAGAGCUUUUGUACAUAGCAGAUAACAUUGCAUAUUUUCCUUACAUGGCACAAGAUGAACCGCUGUUUAUCAUGAAUCAGUUGGACAUUAUGCUUUCUGUGUCUGGUUCUAACUUGUUGCAGACAUUUCGUGAAAGCCUUCUUCAAAAUUCUCAGCCAGGUGAGCAGAACACGACCAACAAUGAAGAUGAUUUUGAUGAAGACGAUGAUGAUAAAGAUGCCAUCUUGCAACGUUUUCCACCAGACACAUCAGUUCUUCAAGAAUGCAUUAUAGCAUCUCAAGGUUGUGUCUUACUGCUGUAUCUAAAACAAACCUUGAAAGAAAUGUAUGGUUUCACUGAUAACAAGAUUCAACAAUAUUCACCCAAUGAGAAUGCUAAAGUCUAUGAAAGACCUUUGAAUCGAAAGGGACAUGUCCGAUUCAAUCCAGAAACUGUUUUAGACUUCAUCAAAAAUGAAGAGCUUAAACUUGAAGGGGAAUUGGAUGAUAAAGGCAAGGAAGAAUUGGUAAGCCAGUACAUUCACUUCAAGCAGUUAAUGAUCAGUAUUGACCCUGCAGAUGAUGAUGACGAUGAAGAUAAUCAAGGAAAAACUGUUGCUACCAUUGUGUCUAUACCAAAUGCAUCAUCAGGAGAAAAGACUGAAGGGGCUGAAGGAGACAGUAAACCAUCUCAGCCACCUAUAGAAAAAACUAGAAUUGUGAUAACUAAAAAAAGUAAAUCUCCAUCACACAGUCGGCACCACAGAAAAUCCCCAAAAGUGACUAAAGAAAAGGUAAAGAAGAAGCACAAAAAGAAGCGAAAACGUAUAAUAGACUCUGCUUCAGAUGAUUCAGGUAGUGAUCCAGAUUAUAUGGACUCUUCAUGAUGGAAAUCAUAAUACAUAGUUUUAAACUCAUGUGAGCCUAUUUCUGUGAUCAUUUGUGCUAUAUCUCUUCAAGAAAAUGGUUGUGCAAAGGCUGUCCCAUGGAGUCAUUUCCAUUUGAGGAAAUAGGCUACUUCAUAUAAAAAUGCAGGAUGAAAUUGACUUUCUGUAAUUAGAUGGAUUGUCCACAACUGACAUUGUACAGAAUGUUCAUCAAAACUGAAUUCCCACAUUUAUCUACAUAUAUUUUAACAAUGUAAGUGUUAGAAGAUGUGGGUAUUAUCAUUACAUAUAAAUUGAUGUAAUUUAUUUAUUAUGAAUGAAUUUUUUAAAAAAUUUACCAGAUUAUAUUUAUAUAUAUUUAUAUAUAUAAAAUCAUCAAUGAACUUUUAUGUACCUAUAAAAGUCUGUUGGCUUGUUUGGCAGCAGUUUUAAAAUUGUUGGGUGUUCUACAGUCAUUAUAAAGAAAUCAUCUUACCAUACCUUCUGUAACAUUUUUUUAUCUCCGUAAUUCAUACUGUUAUAACAUACUGUAGAAAAUUUAUAUAUUUGCAAGCAUUUUAAGUAUUUAAUAAAAAGAGGAUUCAUUUCAGCAUAUUAUCAAGAUUUCUAAUUUGAUAUAGUCACCAUCCUUUCUUUUUGUGCAAAUACUGUUUUUAGUAGCCUUUUGGGCCAAAUAAUUUAUUACUUUGAAUAUUGUUGAAUCUUGCUUUUUAAAAUAAAAAGGAAUAAUUCUUUUCUUAAUAUAUGAAGCUUUAAGAAACACAGUUAUUCAAAUCACUUACAAUGUUGAAGGGGUGUCUACUAAUCAUAAAUUUCCAUGUAGGAUUUAGGUUUUAUUAAAAAACUAUCUUUCUGAAUAUAGAAAACUGUCAUCAUUUGUCAACAUAUUUUUAGAUCUUUUAAUCUAUUGUUAUUAGUUUUCAUGUGAAUACUGUGCCAGCAUUUACUAACGUUUUGCAUGUAAUGUCUAAAUGGUUUUUACAACAAAAACAGAGUAUCAAGAAAAUAUAUUAAAACCCUCAUAAAUUCUUGACUGGGAAAAAUCUGAUUAUGUUUUAAAAUUUGAGCUUGUCUUCUUACAAACAUGAAAUUUAUUUAUUUAAAUGUUGAAAGCUCAUAAAUAUAUUGAAAUUUUAAUUUCCUGGUCUUAAUAAAUGACAUGUUUUAUUUUCUUAUUUAUUUUAUGAAAACAUACUUUUUUUUGGUAGGCACCCUGAUUAAUACUUUGAUGUUCACACUUGUAGCAGAAAAACUGUCAUCAUAUGCCAGCAUACUUUUAGAUCUUAUGGUCUAUUGCUAGCAUUUGCCGUUAGUUUUCAUGCACCAUCAAUGUUGUGCCAGCGUUUACUGGUAGUUUUGCAUGUAAUGCCUACGUGGCUUUACAAAGAGCAUGGCAGACAGCAAAGUGUUAGUACCUGGCCAUUUUCUGUUCAAAAGAAAGAUUUCCUCUUUUACCAAAGACUUUUUGAUUUGGUAUUAAUAUUCUUGUACAUAAAAAUAGAUUAAUAAUGAUAUUGUUUUGUGUUUUCGAAAUUUUAAUGGGUUCUGUAGACAUAUUACAUGUUUGUCUAUGCAAUUGGAAUUCUAAAUUCUUUAUGAUCAAUUUUGUUAUCAGUUUUAUACCAAUAAAACAUAUGAAAAUGAAGGUUUUUGAGAUUUGUUUUCCAUUUUUUUGUUACAACUACUAUUAAGAUCAAAACCUCUGAAAAUAUUAUCUUUAACCAAAGAGGACAGAACUAGGACAAUUAUGUUCUUGAUAGACAAUAUAUAAUGGCUCCCAAAAGUGUUCCUACUCUUUUUAAGUGUGAAAAAUUUGCUGUAGCUAGGAAUCGAAUUCAGGUAUAAAGUCCAGUGUUUUUUCAUAUCUUCUUGUGCUAUCUUUGAUUUAAAAAAUCGAUUUUAUUGAUAUUAUUAUUUAUAAGAAUAAAAAUGAAGGA
This is a messenger RNA of Argiope bruennichi, 8627 nucleotides long. RefSeq names its product nipped-B-like protein A. The record is from RefSeq and is a predicted model, not a curated record. Gene Ontology annotation, biological process: establishment of mitotic sister chromatid cohesion; replication-born double-strand break repair via sister chromatid exchange; establishment of protein localization to chromatin. Gene Ontology annotation, molecular function: chromatin binding. NCBI's taxonomy places the organism in Eukaryota, Metazoa, Arthropoda, Arachnida, Araneae, Araneidae. The annotation marks the transcript as partial. The transcript has a single exon. Gene Ontology annotation, cellular component: Scc2-Scc4 cohesin loading complex.